AUGGCCGAAGUUGCAGUGGCGAUUAUUAGGCUGAAAUUGAGCGGAUUGACUGAAAAGUGAGUUAACCUAACUACUUACAAUAUGAGUUUGUAAUUUUCACAGAAGGAUUUCAUCGCAAGACUUUGAAAUUUGCAUCAAAGAAGAGCCAAGCACCAAAAUUGCACAUCAUCACAAUUUUUCGCAAGAUUUCAAUGUGACAAAACGCGUUACAGUAGGCGGACAUACAGUAGGAGCCGAUGUUUUCAAAUUGCCAACACUGUCUUUUGAACCGGCAAAAAUGACGACAGUCGAAGAUUUGAUACACGAAUAUUUUCGACGAACUGGAAAUAAUCGAAUUCGACGAGUUUUGCGCAUUCCACUGCAUUUUGACAAUGAUGAAAAUCAGCCGAUGUGUUCGCGAGAUAUUGUUAUGGCACCUGGAUUGGCCAUGGUUUGUGUUCCUGUUUUUGUGAAAGGUAAGAGGAUUUUCUGUGGAGAAUUUUGGAGCAUUUUAAGUAUAAAUAUGAUUCAUCUGAAACCGGAAUUUUGAUUUUGUUCUAAAAAAUUUCCCUAGAGCUUUUUUCAGAAUUUUUUUGAAUCUAGAAUUUUUGAUAUCAUGAAAGAUACGAUUGAUCGAAUUUUCGAAAUUGGAAAAAUUUUAACAAAUUUUUGAAACGUAUAUUUUUCGAUUAAAUUCAAAAUGGCAUGAAAAUUCCAGAAAACUUUGACUUCAGAAAUUCUAAAUUUUAUCCCAGGAAUCUCAAAAUUUAUAGGAAGUUUUAAAGUUUGGUUCAAAAUUUUCAUGAAAAAAAAACUCUAAAUUUUUUCCAAAAUCUCUAAAAAAAAUUUUUGCAGAAGUCGUCGAAGUUGCCAACUCACGUUUCGAAAACCUCCAAAAACUUCUAAAUCUCUGUCAAAACCAACCCGAAAUGUUCGAAGUUCACUCAAAAAACAUGCUUCAAAUUCUCGAAAAAUGGCUCCAAAAUUCGUGUCUUUCAUCGCAUUUUAUCUCAACAUUUUUCAAACGCGAAAAUUGUCGAGAAAGAAUUCGAAAUUGUGCACAUAAUCCAGCGUAUAUUGAACAACAGGAACAAUGUUUUCGAAAUUUAUCGCAUUCGAUUCGAAGCACUUCGAGUUCUGAUUUGGAUGAUCGUGUUCAUAUGGCGAAUUUUGCAAAAUUGGCCAUGUUGAAGUAUAAUAAAUUCACGAUUUCGACUAUUAAUCCGGCUUUUUGGCCUGAAGAUUCGGUGAGCUUUUUUUAACUGAAAAGUGUGAAGUUUUCUGAUCACCCUGAAAUUUGAGUCCUUGAUUUUCGACUAAAAUUCAUUUUUUGAAAAUUUUUGAAAUUAUUUCGAUGUUUUCCUAAAAUUCCUUAUUCUUGAUAACUUGAAUAAUCUCAAUCUUUUACCAAAAGAAAUUUUCACUGUUUCAAAAAUUCUUGAAAAUUUCGAAAAAUUUGAAAUUGAAGCUUACAAUUUUAAAAACUUUAAAUAAUUUUCACGUGGCCUAGAAAAAAAAUGACGUUUCCAUUUUUCCAACUCAUUUCAUUUCGGAAAAAGAUGUCAAAUCCAAAAUGUGUGUUCAAAAAAAAAUCCCCAUUUUCCAGACCUCCUCAUAUUUCUACCCGGGAAUCAAAAAACCGCCCAAAAAUGGUCAAAUUCGUGCCAGUUCGUCCAGCAUCACCUCUUCAGAUUUUCGUCAAAAAUCCUAUCCAAUUCAUAAAUCGGCUGAAAUUGGAAAUGUGGCUGAAAUUCGACAACUCUUGAAUGCCUCGAUUUUUGAUGUGAAUCAGAAAGACGAUGAUGGAUGGACACCACUUCAUUAUGCAUCUUUUUAUGGAAAUUUUGAGGUGGGUGAGAGAAUUUGAAAUAUUUUGACACUAAAUAUAAGCUAUUCUGAAAAAUAUUUUGAAUUGAUACCAGAAAUCCAAAUUUUAGCAGUUUGGGGACUAACAUGAGUAAUCGCUGUUAAAUCAGAUUCUUUUUUUGUCCCAAUUUUUUCACUGUUUCAAAGUCUCUGAUAAAUUUUCCCAUUUCAAAAAAAUUUGUUUCCGCAUAAUAUGCUAUUAUCUUUUAAAGACACGUAGAAAACUAGAAAUCGUUCAAAAAUCAUUAUUUGCAUGUUUUUUAUCAUCCUUCAAAUAGUGGAAGUACAUAAACAAAAUUGAAAAAUAUUGAGUUUAGCGAAAGUCAAAAAAGAAAUUGCCUUUUUUGAAAUCGCUCAGCCGACGCAAAAUUUGGUGUUUGCACAAAUGUUCGUGAUUUGCCGCACAUGUGUGCAUUCUUAGCAUACCGUACCACCACUUUUUAUUCGUUUUUUUCUUUUUUCAAACGAACAACACACAACUUUGAAAAAAGGCGCGCGUUCAAAUUUUGAAGAUUACAAACACACAUUUCUAGUUUUCUAUGUGUCUUUAAAUUUAGAAAUUGUCGAAAAAAUUAAAUUUUCUUCACUGUUUCAAAUUAUUUAUAUUUUUUUCCUUAUUUCCAUAUAUUAAUAUUUCAUUGAAUUGUUAACAAGGAUCAAUCAUUUUGAAUUUUGAAACGGCUGAAAAAUUUCCAGCAUACAUUUUUCAACUCAAAAUAAUUUCUGAAAUUCUGCAAAACUUAUCAAAAUUAAAUUAAAAAUGUAUUUUUUUCAGGUGGCAAUCGAAUUAUUGAACUCACCCCAAAUGACAGCUAUAAAUGCACAAAAUGGUGGAGGAUCGACUGCUUUACAUUAUGCUGUUAUUAAUGGAAAUGAAUAUUUGGUUGAAAUUUUGACAUCACAUGCGAGUAUUGAUGUGGUAAGGAAUUUUGGGGGGAUUUGGGGAAAAAGAAGCUGUCUUUAAGCAAAACAGUCAAUUUUUUUGAGGGAAAAUUUGAAGAUUAUCGUUUUUUAAUAACUUAGUUUAAGUCUAGUUAGAAAAAUUUAGUUUCUUAUUGAAACUUAGAAAAACCCUCAAAUUUUCAACUGAAAAAUCCUUAUAUCUUGAAUUUUUUAUCACUUCCCACCUAUCAAUUUCUAGGUUUUUACAAAAAGAUUUGAUAAUUUUUUGAAACAGUAAAUUUUUUAAACGUGUUCCAAGUUUCCUCAUUUCUUCCAGAACAUUCAAAAUUCCGAAGGUCUUCGUCCAAUCGAUUAUUGCACCAACAACCCGAAAAUCCGGCAUAUUUUAGAGCUGCAAAUUUUCAAGACAAAAAUCCACGUGGAUACCGUACACGGACCUUAUAGUAUAAAAAUGGCGCGAAAAUCGGAUGAAGCUCAAGUUUCUGAAAUUUUGGAAAGAUUGGCUGAAGAAACACAAUUAACCAAAGAACAAAUGAAUUGCUUUGCCAUUUUUAUUUAUUCGAAAUCGAUGUGUGAGUUUUUUUUUGUUGAGAUUAGAAAAUAUUUUGGGACGUAUUUUUUUGAGGUUUUUUGGAAAUGAAAAUUUGAAAGUUUUACUUCACCGAAAAAGAGAAAUACCAAUAAUUUUAUCUUCAAAAAAAAAUUAUGAAGAAUUUGAAACAGUAAAUUUUUAAUUUUUUUAAAUUGAAAAUUUCCCAGGAUUUUUAAGACUUAGUAUUUUUUAUGGAACGACAUUGGAAAAAUUAAAAAAUACAUAAGAAAAAUUUGAAACAGUGAAAUUUUUUUGAAUCAACAUUUUGAAGAAAAAAGGUUUUCCCAGAUUUUUGAGCUUAAAAUCAACUCUCAAAUCCAGUUUUUUGCAGCUCUCCAACUGCGCCCAGAUUCUCUAAUCGAAGAAAAAUUGAAAGUUGACAAAUGGAAUGUUAUGAUUCGCAAAUUGAUCUCACCAGAUUGUCCCACUGAAACACCAAGAUUAAAAUUGAAGAGAAAUGCAUAUGCCACGUCACGUAUGGAAAUGAUUACGGUGGGAAAUUUUAAGAUAGAAACAUUUAUUUGCACCGUAAAAUUGCGUACACCGUAA
This is a messenger RNA of Caenorhabditis angaria, 3889 nucleotides long. Lineage: Eukaryota; Metazoa; Nematoda; Chromadorea; Rhabditida; Rhabditidae. The record is from the annotation of a GenBank genome assembly.